ACAGAACGACCUUUUCCUGCAUUGAAAGAAAAAAAAACUGUUCCGAGGCUGCGAGGCUUACUACCCUCUGGGAGAAUGGCCAGGUGCGGCUGCCUCAGCUGCUUCCAGAUCAGGUGUUGUCGGUCAGGCGGACGGGAAGAUGCCCUGAAUGAAUGGAGCAGGAAGACACAGGAGAAACUUCCAUUCUAAUGCAUCACUGUGGUGGGAAAAUCUCUUGACCAGGAUGGGCAACAAGCAAACAACCUUUACUGAGGGGCAGUUCGAGUCAUACCAGGACUGCACCUUCUUCACCCGGAAGGAAAUUCUACGGUUACAUGGUCGAUACCGUGAGUUGGCCCCACAUUUAGUACCACUGGACUAUACCAACGACCCGGACAUCAAACUGCCCCUAGCACUAAUCAUCACCAUGCCAGAACUAAAGGAAAACCCAUUCAGAGACCGAAUAGUGGAGACAUUCUCAGAGGAUGGCCGGGGGAACCUGACAUUCAGCGACUUUGUUGACAUGUUCUCUGCACUCUCUGAAACGUCCCCGAGAGAGCUCAAGACAGUAUAUGCCUUCAAGAUAUAUGACUUCAACAGGGACAACUUCAUCUGUAAGGAGGACUUGGAGAAGACUUUAAACAAGCUGACCAAAGGGGAGCUAACUCCAGAGGAGGUUGCCCUGGUGUGCGACAAGGCAGUAGAGGAGGCUGACCUUGACGGAGACAAUAAACUCUCCUUUGCAGACUUUGAGAAUAUGAUCUCCAAAGCUCCUGACUUUUUGAGCAACUUCCAUAUACGAAUCUGAGAAGUCACCAAGCAGCUGAGGUCCUCAAAGGGAAAGAUGUCACGCUCUGUCCAGUUCCAUGGUGCAGCUGGUGGUCAUUUUCCAGAUCUGUUGGCUCGGCGGUCUGAAUUUAGACAGAGCAGAAUCAGACAGAGCCUCCGACACAUAUCUCACUUCAACACAGUACCUGUCCUUUCCAACACAAGUGGAGAGGUCUCUGCAGGCAGGCUGUAUCCUUAGUGGCAUCCCUACAGCAGAGCCUGGGAGCUGAUUGAAUUGGCCAUGUGCUCUGGAUGCAGCAGUCGUGUCUGUACUAUGUGGUCUGAUUAUCAUGGAAGGACAGGCGUUUCUGGCCAAUUUACAUCUUCUCAGUAAGACAUAGAAACAACUAAGACAUUUCGCAAGAGAAAGACAUUGCUGCAUGAUCCUUUUCUCUAUACUCAAGUCUAACCAUUUGGGGACAGACAGUUAGGAACUCUGUCCAGGAGUGUAAGGGAUGGAAGUGAUAAACCAAGACGGGCUAUUUUUGAUACCAAGAGAGCUUAUCUGCACCAUAUGUGAUGUCUUCUCUGGCGGAGCUGGAACGUCUUUGCAGAUUUUCUGUUCCUCUGACAUGUCUGUCAGAGCAGAAAUUAGACGGAUCCUGGGAAGGACACAAUGUAAUGGAACAGACAUCUCUGUUUGAAGUGCUUUGUAGAAAAGGAAAGUAGACCUGUUGACAAUAUUUCGAAGCGAGUUUUAGUACAGUUUUAGUACAAAGGGCAAAACAGUUAAGAACUAUGCAAUCUUUCUUUGUGAGGUGCAUGGGUGCAAUGUAAAUUGCUUCUAGCUGUCGUUAUUUUUUUUAUUAUUAUUAUUUUAUCAUUGGUAUUGAGAAAAGUGCUAGUGAAUUAAGACAAUCAUAGUUAACUGUUGUUCAGUUUAUGGAAGGGCUCUCACAUCUUCACCGUGUUACACUUUGAUACUGUUUCCUGCUUCUAAAACUUCAUGUAAUGGUUUCCAC
Myripristis murdjan (pinecone soldierfish) is the source of this 1769-nucleotide messenger RNA. Its product is annotated as calcium and integrin-binding family member 2-like. Gene Ontology annotation, molecular function: magnesium ion binding; calcium ion binding. NCBI's taxonomy places the organism in Eukaryota, Metazoa, Chordata, Actinopteri, Holocentriformes, Holocentridae. Gene Ontology annotation, biological process: calcium ion homeostasis. The record is from RefSeq and is a predicted model, not a curated record. The transcript has 6 exons. Bases 149 to 787 code for a protein of 212 amino acids. Gene Ontology annotation, cellular component: stereocilium; cytoplasm; cell periphery.